GGGGAAGAGGAUGUUUGAAAAUAGUAUGUGGGCCGACAUCGGUUGGAUGUCGGAAAAACCACAAGAUGGCGACCACGCAAAUACGUCUUUGUUUUUCUGAAGGAAGGUGGUUAGCUCCACCUUCUCAUCCGAGCUUAGGCAUGAGACGAUCCACACUUUUCUCUCUGGCCUGUCAGGAUAAAGGGGUACUAGCUCAACGUCUUCCUCAGGCUUCCAACCUUAUUCAAGGGAGCGUUCCAGGCGGAUUUCCUCGUCUUGAUCCUGGCUCCUUAGUUGCUAUUGGGAGGUGGCAACUCCUUUUUCUUUCAUGUUUGCUUAUCCGUUGGUAG
Prunus armeniaca (apricot) is the source of this 329-nucleotide messenger RNA. The record is from the annotation of a GenBank genome assembly. NCBI's taxonomy places the organism in Eukaryota, Viridiplantae, Streptophyta, Magnoliopsida, Rosales, Rosaceae.